AUGUACAUUAUAUGCAUGUAUACUGUCUUCUGAAUUAACGAGUAUUACUGCACACGAUUCAUUCUACAUUCGCAAUGGCGAUAUACACUGCACUGCCUGACGACUUGAACGAGGUAGAUGUAAUCAUUGCAGGCGGCGGUACGACAGGCUGUGUCGUAGCCGCAAGACUGGCAGAAGCAGACCCAGCACUCUCGAUCCUGGUCAUCGAAGGCGGCGCAAACAAUGAUAUACCACUGGUUUCUGUGCCGGCUCUUUUCCUGGCCAACUUGAUGCCAACCAGCACAACGAACAUUCUCUACAAGACGAACAAAGAAAAACAACUUGGUGACAGAGAAUUGAUUGUUCCCUCGGGAGGUGUUCUCGGAGGCGGCUCAUCGACGAACCUGAUGAUGUAUAGUCGCGCACAACGAUCCGACUUUGACUCGUGGCAGAUGCCCGGUUGGUCAGCAGAGGAGAUGCUGCCGUAUCUUCGAAAGCUGGAGACAUAUCACGGUCCCGGCGCAAAAGACACGCAUGGCUCCAAUGGGCCAAUUCAUGUAUCGGGUGGGACAUAUCGAGCCCUGAAGUCAGAAAAUGAUUUUAUCAGCGCAGCUAAGAAAGUUGGCUGGACCGAGAUCGAAGAUUUGCAGGAUCUGGACUCCAACAAUGGCGUUCAGCGAGCAAUGCGCUAUAUUUCGCCUGAUGGGAAACGACAAGAUGCAGCGACCAAAUACUUACUACCUAGACUGCAGAAUGGGAAGCAUCCGAACCUGCAUGUUCUUAUAGAAAGCAAGGUCGUGCGUGUGUUGUUUGACAAUGGUAAUAAAAAAGCUGUUGGAGUCGAGUAUCUGCCCAAAACCGACUCUCCAGAAAACGACGAAUCAAACAAAUCAGGUCCUCCUGUUCAAAGAGUCAAAGCAAGGAAACUAGUGAUUGUUUCCUGCGGCGCCUGCGGAACUCCAUCUGUCCUCGAAAGAUCCGGAAUAGGAAGCCCCGAAAUCCUGCAACGCGCAGGCAUUCCACUCGUGGCAGAAGUACCUGGAGUUGGCUACGAAUACGAAGAUCAUCAACUACUUACGUACCCUUACAAAAGCAGCUUGGAUGUAGAAGAAACGAUCGACGCAGUCGUCAGCGGUCGCCGUAGUGUUGAAGAGCUUGUCAGAAACAAUGAUAAAAUCUUGGGCUGGAACACCAUGGACAUUGCCUGCAAGCUACGCCCAUCAGAGACCGAUAUAGCGCGCCUCGGACCCGAAUUCGAGAAAACUUGGAACCGUGAUUUUAAGAAAAAUCCGAAUAAGCCAUUGGUGUUAAUGUCACUUAUCAAUGGCUUCCCCGGCGACCCAUCCACCGUCCCAGCCGGACAAUACCUAGGAAUCUCCGUCUUCACCGUCUACCCAUACUCGCGCGGACACCUACACAUAACAGGACCUUCGCCAAGCGACCCCCUCGACUUUUCAACCGGCUUCUUUUCUGACCCCGGUGAUAUUGACCUCAAAAAGCACAUGUGGGCAUACAAAAAGCAGCGUGAGAUCGCCCGGCGCAUGCAUACCUAUCGCGGCGAGGUUGUCUCUGGACACCCGCCAUUUCCGUCUUCAUCGAAAGCUGCAUGCUUCGAGCGCGUAAAUGACUACGAUCAUGCUACUAUUCAAGGAGAUAUCGAAUACACAGCCGACGACGACGACAUUCUCGCACAAUGGUUACGUGAGAACGUCGGUACUACGUGGCAUUCUGUGGGGACAUGCAAAAUAGCGCCUCUGGCGAACAACGGUGUGGUAGACGGCAAACUCAGGGUGUAUGGAGUUGAGGCACUAAGGAUCGCAGAUUUAAGUAUUUUACCACGCAAUGUUGCUGCGAAUACCAACAAUACGGCGUUGGCGGUGGGCGAAAGGGCUGCUGAUAUUUUUAUUGAGGAGCUAGGGUUGAACAGAAGAUAGUCUAUCUACACGUAGCGGGUUGCGGGCGGAUCGUCUUUGGAUUUAAUUUCAAGAAUCGAACGUCCGCUUGGUGAGGGACUAGGUUUUUUCGCUAAAACAACAAAAAUAAUUGCUGACUGGGUUUCCCAUCUAAAGACAUGAAUUGACACUUUUUACUCUCGCGCAGUCCUUUAUGGCGCAGGGUUCUUACGAACAGUCUACCUCAAUCUAUCUUCAUAUACAGCACGGUUGUUCCUGAACAGGCUCUACGCGUAAACUUGAGAACUACAGUGGUGGUAGAAACAGAAAGCCUGUGUAUAGAUGGACUCGACGUGUUUGACAGUCGUUUUGGACAAUGAAGAAGAUGUGUAUAGGCUGUAAACAAUGGAGCUUAGCUUCAGCAUAAUUAGGUUAAGAUUGGAAAUAGCAAGAGU
This is a messenger RNA of Talaromyces stipitatus ATCC 10500, 2326 nucleotides long. Its product is annotated as glucose dehydrogenase, putative. Gene Ontology annotation, molecular function: flavin adenine dinucleotide binding; oxidoreductase activity, acting on CH-OH group of donors. The record is from RefSeq and is a predicted model, not a curated record. NCBI's taxonomy places the organism in Eukaryota, Fungi, Ascomycota, Eurotiomycetes, Eurotiales, Trichocomaceae. Bases 75 to 1913 code for a protein of 612 amino acids. The transcript is spliced from 4 exons.